This is a messenger RNA of Dendronephthya gigantea, 1234 nucleotides long. Its product is annotated as BTB/POZ domain-containing protein KCTD5-like. Gene Ontology annotation, cellular component: cytoplasm; Cul3-RING ubiquitin ligase complex. The coding region runs from base 8 to 634 and encodes 208 amino acids. Lineage: Eukaryota; Metazoa; Cnidaria; Anthozoa; Malacalcyonacea; Nephtheidae. The transcript is spliced from 5 exons. Gene Ontology annotation, molecular function: cullin family protein binding. The record is from RefSeq and is a predicted model, not a curated record. Gene Ontology annotation, biological process: proteasome-mediated ubiquitin-dependent protein catabolic process; protein homooligomerization.
CCCAAAUAUGGCGGCUUCGAAUCAACAAGAAGGCAAGAAGCGCUCAAAAAGUUGGGUAAAACUAAAUGUUGGCGGCACGCAUUUCUUGACCACAAAGACCACGUUAAGUAGAGAUCCUAAGUCAUUUCUUUCGAGGCUUAUCAUGGAAGAUCCCGAGCUUCCGACCGAUAAAGACGAACAGGGAGCUUAUAUGAUCGAUAGAGACCCGAGAUAUUUUGGACCAAUUUUAAAUUAUCUCCGGCAUGGUAAACUCAUCAUAGACACAGGCUUGUCAGAUGAAGGAGUUUUAGAGGAAGCAGAAUUUUAUAAUAUUACAGAACUUAUACACUUAGUCAAAGAUAAAAUUAGACAAGUUCAUCAAAAAACUCAGAAGUCAUCGACAAAGCAUGUGUACAGGGUAAUUCAAUACCAUGAGGAUGAACUAACGCAGAUGGUUUCGUCGUUACCAGAUGGGUGGAGAUUUGAACAGUUAAUUAGUGUUGGUAGCAAUUACCAGUAUGGUGCUGAAGACCAGGCAGAGUUCCUGUGUGUCGUCUCUCGAGAUAUCACAGACUCUGAGGAGCAAGUGGCGGCAGCCCAAAGUGAGAGAGCGAAGGCUUUACAAGAACGUGGCUCACGUCCCUCACGAAUGUGAAAAAUGGAUUAACAUGGUAUACAAUUAAAUGUUAAAGGCCUACCAACAUUGUUUCAAAUAUGGAAGGGCCUUCAAUUGGCUGCUGGUCGGCUACUCGAGUCUACUUGUCUGUGAUACAUUUGGGAUAUAUUUACUAAACACUUGUUCAACAAACAUGUUAUUUCAAAGAUCUUAUGCACUUCGACAGAACACAGGAGAUAUUACUAUAUAUGCUGAGCUUAACAUCAUCCUGCCUCCUUUUUCAUGGUGAUUAAGGUGUCAAUUGGGGACCUUCGUUUUAACAUGCUAAAUUUAACACACAUAGUAAGUCACACCUUGGAAUGGUGUCUCUGUACAGUGUCAAGGCAGAGUCCAAAUUGACUGAUAGAAAUGCUUUGAAACACCAAUGAGAAAAUAUUAAUCACUAAUUAAAUCUUACUGGUAGACUGUCACUUGAAGCUGAUCUUUUUUGAGAAGGAAACAAUGGCAGCCUGUUCUUUCUUGUUACCCACUUUAAUUUAUGAAACUGCCAACAACUGUAAAUAACUGGGCAACAUUUAUGAAUAUGUAAACUAUAGAUAGCUAAUUUUAUCUAAGAAGAAAUAAACCAUUUAAAAUGUA